AUGUACAAUAUAGUAGAGCUUGAUGAUAAGCAUGUUAUUGUAGUAUAUUUGCUAUGUCUGCGCACUGAUUUGCUACCAAGUGAAGUUCAUUCUCGUUGGCAUAUACAACAUACUGAAGCUGAUCAUAUCUCGAAUUCUGUUUCUCAACUUGCUGAGAAGAUUUUUAAAAGGCUGCCGGAGUGUCAUCAUGAUGCUUUAGUUAAUUUUAUGCAAAGUGCUUCAGAGUAUAUUCUUGAGAAUAACAAAAUACCGGAGCUACAAAAAGGUUUAAGUGUUUUACAAAAUAAUAAUAAUAUUUUUGAGACAACUAACGUUGAUACCAUUACAAAUUAUAAGAAAAUUAAGAUGCCUGCAAUUAAGCAUUCACAUGGUCGUCCUGUAGUAACAAGCUUAGAUAAAGUGCUACUAAUAGCUGGUAGAAAUUAUGAUUCACAAAUUCCUCAAAGUGCAAUAUUACAGGUUUAUGACCCACUUGCUAAUAGUCAUUGCGGUUUUUGA
Dentiscutata erythropus is the source of this 498-nucleotide messenger RNA. NCBI's taxonomy places the organism in Eukaryota, Fungi, Glomeromycota, Glomeromycetes, Diversisporales, Gigasporaceae. The record is from the annotation of a GenBank genome assembly.